Frieseomelitta varia is the source of this 384-nucleotide messenger RNA. It is a transcript of the gene Sem1, whose product is annotated as 26S proteasome complex subunit SEM1. The record is from RefSeq and is a predicted model, not a curated record. Gene Ontology annotation, biological process: double-strand break repair via homologous recombination; proteasome assembly; mRNA export from nucleus. The coding region runs from base 101 to 331 and encodes 76 amino acids. Gene Ontology annotation, cellular component: proteasome regulatory particle, lid subcomplex; proteasome complex. NCBI's taxonomy places the organism in Eukaryota, Metazoa, Arthropoda, Insecta, Hymenoptera, Apidae. The transcript is spliced from 3 exons.
AUCAAAUUUUCUGCAAAAAAAAAAACUGGAAAAUUCAAGCUAUUGGGAGUUUUAUUCAUAUGUGAUAUUAUAUGCGUUUACGUUGAAAUUGAGUCUCACAAUGACAGAAAAUAAAAACGAUAAAGCAAAAAUUGAUUUGGGUUUAUUAGAGGAGGAUGAUGAAUUUGAAGAGUUCCCUGCUGAAGAUUGGGCAGCUGCUGACGAAGACAAUGAAGAUAUCAGUGUUUGGGAAGACAAUUGGGAUGAUGACGAUGUAGAAGAUGACUUUAAUCAACAAUUAAGAGCACAGUUGGAGAAACAAAAAGGCUCAAGCAAAGGGAAGGAAUCUUAAAUUAUAAAUUACAUGUUAUUAUGCAUAAGAAUAAAUAUGUAUUAGAUUACUAA